Molecule: messenger RNA, 2412 nt
Organism: Empidonax traillii (willow flycatcher)
Lineage: Eukaryota; Metazoa; Chordata; Aves; Passeriformes; Tyrannidae
Gene: LYPD1
Product: LY6/PLAUR domain containing 1
Exons: 3
Coding region: 326-751 (141 amino acids)
Biological process (GO): acetylcholine receptor signaling pathway
Molecular function (GO): acetylcholine receptor inhibitor activity
Source: RefSeq, a predicted model, not a curated record
GGUGCGGGGCGGCUGGCGGGGAUCCCCGCCCCGCUCCGCCGGCAUCACAUGGUGCUGGGGGCGGGAGGGGGGGGAGCCGCCCCCCAGCUCUCGCUUUCUCCUACAGUUUCUUCCAGUCUCAGCGCUCAACUCCGGCGAGGCUGGAGCGCGGCGCGGGGCUGGGCAGGGCGGGAGCCGGGCAGGCUCCGCCGCCUGCUCCCGGGGCGCCGCUCCCGCAACGGAGGCGGCGGGGAAGUGGCACAAGUGCGGGGUGCCUGCGCUGCUUCCCUGCUUCUGAUGCCCCUUCGCGACUGCACGCCAGCCCGGCGGCCGCGGCUCCGGGAGGAUGCGGCUCUUCCUCCUCGCUGCAACUUUCUGGGGAUUGUGCCUGGCUCCAGGUUUGGCUUUGCAAAUACAGUGUUACCAGUGUGAGGAGUUCCAGCUAAAUAAUGACUGCUCUUCCCCAGAGUUCAUCGUGAAUUGUACAGUGAAUGUUCAAGACAUGUGUCAGAAAGAAGUAAUGGAAAAAAGUUUUGGAAUCAUGUACCGCAAGUCCUGCGCGUCUUCAGCCGCGUGUCUGAUCGCCUCUGCUGGGUACCAGUCCUUCUGUUCUCCAGGGAAGGUGAACUCUGUUUGCAUCAGCUGCUGCAAUACCCCGCUCUGCAAUGGACCCCGGCCGAAGAAGAGGGGGAAUUCUGGCGUGGUGCCGAGGGCACAAGUGAUAAACACUGUUCUGCUUCUUAAGUUUACUCUGUUGUUUUUGUAUUGCUAAACUUCAAGCAAGUUUGGUGGUUAGGUUUUUUUGGUUUUUUUUUUUUUGCCCUGACACAAUUUGUUCUGUCUCCUGCCUUCUUCAAAGACACUGCAAUUAUUUUCUGUUUGUUUCCAAAUCCCUGUCAACAGCGAGGGAAGUUCAGUGGUUGUGUGGAGAGAGGGGCUGAUAUUUUUGGCAGCUAAUGAGUUCAUUUAGCAGAUUUAAUUUCCAGUGUGCACUUAAAAAUCCCAGCAGGGUACAGAACUCCUGCUCUUUCUGCGUAACUGGAAACAAAUCCAUCUGUGUUAUUCCUUUUGAGAUGUAGUCACUUUCCUGGGUCAUUUUAAUUUCCGUGGGGUUUUUAAGUUCAUUGCUAAUCAUUAACUUAGCCUUAUGAAGUCAUACUUGAUGAUCACAAAGGCCGUUCUGUGCGUCCGGACCAUGCUCUGAGCUAGUCUCGAGGGACACUACUUCCAGGCUGGGCUCUGGUGAUUCAGGACCUGGCUUCUGUGGACUGCAGUCAGGUGUGGGCUCCCUCUGGAAGGUGCUUAGGAAAACUUUGGUGUUGCCCUUCGUGGAAGAAUUGCGCCUCGAAGACAUGAAGAGCAGCGGGCGCAGGGAGCGGCUGCUCCGCGCUCUGGAGCUCUGGUUGGCUCUGAGGAACUUCUCCCUGUUGGCGUGUUGGAUGGUCAGGCGGCAGCGCAGGAUCUGCAGGAACACGCUGCGGAACUGCUGCGAGGAGCUGUUGUACAGCAGGGGGUUCACCGCCGAGCUGAGGUAGAAGAAGAUGUCGGCGAAGGGAAGGAGGUGGAUGUACACUUUGAAGUAGGGGAUAGUCCAGUCCUGCUUCGGUUUAGCAGCUGCCAUGAUCCUCCUCACCUGGUUUGGCAUCCAGCAUAUCGCCAGAGUGGCAACGAUCAGCCCUGCGAGCAGAAAGAGGAAGAAAGAGGUGUGCAUACGUGGGGGAAAACGCAUAAAAUACUAUCAGUCCUGCACUUACUUGUUAGGAAAUAGUACCAAUUUUUCAGUGUUUUGCUUGACAGCUUUUUCUGCCGGUGGCACUUUUUUUGUUUGUUAUUUUUAAUAACUGUUACAAGGUCAUUGCAGCACCUGAUCUGACAAAAGGCCGCAUAGUGUUUGGGUAGUGUUUCUUUGUACCUGUUGUCAUUUAUUAGUUUUCAAAGUGUUCUUUCUCUGAUCAUCUGUAUCUUUGAAAAGAAUGCAUUUUUAUUUUGGUUUUUGCUCUUACAUUUCUUAUGUCUUUCCCUUUACUUUGAAAAACAAACAAAAUAAAUAGAACUUAUAGCCAUAUUAGAUCAGGCAAUACCCAGAAGAGAUCAGAUUCUUGUUUGUACUUUACAAAAAAAGAAAAUGUAUGCAUAAUAAUAUAUUUCGUGUUAUUUUUGGUAGAUUUCCUCUUACAGAAGCUAUUUUUAAGUAAAAUGUGUAUGGAUCUUUUUAUGGUAAUUAAGAUAUGUUGGGCUUUCUUAAAAAUCAAAUUCCAGUGGAAUUAAAUGAUGAAUGUAAAUGAGAAAAACCCAAACCUAGUCAUGAAAGUGUAAGCAGUUUCAGAUUAUAAAUUAUGCUUAAAAAUGUGGUAUUGGACCAUUUCGUAUUUAUAUGUAAAUAUAAAUACAUGUUGCUGCAUCACUAAUGGCAUUAAAAAGAGGGUGACUGAA